Meloidogyne enterolobii is the source of this 1759-nucleotide messenger RNA. The record is from the annotation of a GenBank genome assembly. Lineage: Eukaryota; Metazoa; Nematoda; Chromadorea; Rhabditida; Meloidogynidae.
UUAGCCGGUGGCCGGUCCCAAUAUUCGAAAAUGCCUUUAGUCGAGUUAUAAAUCCGAAAAAUGAAAGACAAUAAGCGGGAUGGAAGGGGCAAACUAAUUUUUUGGGUUUCACCUUUUUCAGCCUCUUGGUACUUUAACUGAUACAAUUUUUGACCCAAUUGACAAGCUUGCAUAUCUUGUAUGCUAAAAAUUUUUAAUUCAUGAAUUGAAUGCGUUUUUAGGAGAUCCCAACAAUUCCUCAAAUUGAUAUACUUUUUCCCAAAAAUGGUUUGUCUUGGGAAAAGAUCGCGUUAUAUUAUUUUAGGUUGGGUAAUGUGUACAAUAAUGAUACCAUGAAUCCCUCCAAUAAUUCUGUUUUUGGUAUUUUUGUUUAUAAACAUCUUCGAAAGAUUAUUAACGCCAAAAAACCAAUUUAGCCAUUAUAAAUUUUUUUUAGUUUUUUUAUUUAAUUUAAAUUUCUUCAAUAAAAAAUUUUUUUUUCGGUAAAUUUUUUUCAAUAAAUUUACAUUUUUUAUAUUAAAUUUUUGUUUAAUUUGUUAAUUGACUAUAUUUUUAUCUUUUAUUUCUUUUCAUUUUUUUUUAUUUUUCAUUUUUAAAAUUUUUUUAAAAUUUUAUUUGGAUACUUGUGGGUGGAGGGGCAACUCCAUGUAUCGACACCCUUUAUCGAAAGCAUAUUGGGCAACCCUAAUUUUUUUAAAAUUUAUUCAGAAAUGGAAAGUUCUUCCAAUAAACCAAACUUCAAUUCGAUCAAUUUGUUCAUUAAUCUAUCGAGAGGGGGUUCAACAGAGGAAGAUUUUCGUUCAACGGACCAUAGUAACAGAUCAAGAAUCUCCUUGGAGAUUUUUGAUCUGUCGCUCUCUCAAUUUACAAAUUUUUGUUAACCAAAUUUUACUCCAAUUGAAGGUUGUUUUGUUGUUUGAGCAAACAUCCCUGUCUUUGGAAGAGAAUUAUAAAAUUUAAAAAAUUGGUGUUGAUCAUAUUCUUUUGAUACAUAGGGUCAUCGAUGUUUUGGGAGUAGACAGCGAUAGGUGACACUUGGGGAGUAGGCCUUUUCAAUGUUCCCCCUCUCUUGAAAUUUAUAAAUUAAUCGAAACACGGCAAAUAUUUGGACGAAUUUUCCACCUACUCCCCAAGUAUCCAACUCUUAAUUUUUUGUUUUUUCAGCCUCUAAAAAAUUAUGUUAAUGAAAAUUUUAUUCAAAAAUUGCCAAAGAAAUUUUAACAACAAAUAUUUUUUUCAACUUCGUCAAUUAUCAACAUUAAAAGAAAAAGUUAAUGUGCCUAAAUCAGAAGAUUUGUAUGAACCAAGGUUUGAGGUCAAACGCCAUUACCCGGAUCUACAAUUGAUUAAUGUCAAAUUGAAGGCAUUCGACUUCCAAAUGUUGGAGAAGUUUCAAGUUUUUGUCCAUUGGACAGCUGAAAAUUUUGGUUUUGAUGUUGUUGAAUGUUAUCCAUUGGCUCAUAAAUGUGAAAAAAUUAAAGAAUUUCGACCGAAUAGUGUUACAAUUUCUACAGAAUAUGAACUUAAAACAUAUGCAAGAGUUGUUAGAAUUGGGCCUGUUCCAGCAAUACAACUUCCUUUAUUUGUUAUGAUGGUUCAAGCAAAUGCUCCUGUUGGUAUACAAAUUACUAUUAAAGAACAUGAAGCUAGUGAUGAAGUUGAAAGAUAUAUUAGUGAUCCUCAAUUAGAAGAUUUUGUGGAAACAUUACGCAAUCUUGAUGAUCCUGUUGUUAGAAAAUUUUUGGGAUGGGAAGCUUAA